AUGCUUAUGCUCGGGGAAUGUGAGAAGCUACUCGGCGAUGGUCUUCUCCGCUUACCCAAAAAACACAACUACCGUUAUGGCCCCGCCGCCGAAGCGGACUUGCUAGAGCUCCUCUUCCGAUCGCUCGUCGGACACAACAACGAUCUCGUGCGACACUUGUUUCCAGAAGGCACUCCGAGAGGACCAUGGAAGCUGGCCGAGGCCCAGGGCGCCCGGGAGGGAGCUGAAUACAGCGAGGCCGCACGGGGCAAGCGCUGCGGCCAUAUUUUCCGUGCCGGAGAAGCCACAUACCGAUGCGUUACGUGUGCUGCGGACGAAACGUGCGUGCUGUGCAGUAGGUGCUUCGAUUCAUCAGACCAUACCGGACACCAAUAUCAGAUUUCGCUUUCUUCUGGGAAUUGUGGCUGCUGUGAUUGUGGAGACGACGAGGCCUGGCGGUUGCCGCUCUUCUGCGCAAUUCACACCGACAGUGGCAAUGCCAAGGGCAAGGAACGGGCGCAGCGGGAACUGCCGUCUGAACUCGUCGCCUCGAUCCGCUUGACCAUCUCUCGUGUGCUGGACUACUUUUGUGAUGUCAUAUCUUGCUCCCCGGAGCAACUGCGGUUGCCGAAGACUGCCGAAGGUAUCAGGCAAGAUGAAGAGGCCUCUCGACUACGUCCCAGCUGGUACGGCGCCGGCGAUGAAGAGGAAGAACAUCCCGAGUUUGCCGUCAUGCUGUGGAAUGACGAGAAGCAUACUAUUCGUGAUGUAUCACACCAGGUCACGCGUGCUUGUCGUGAACGAGAUAGUUUCGGCGUUGCCCGGGCCCAUGAGACCAAUGACAUUGGCCGCAGUGUGAUCAAGUAUUCGAAAGAUCUGAACAGACUGCUGGCUGUUUCUAAGAUCAUCGAGGAGAUCAAAGUCACUGUCACGGUGCGGUCUGCUCGCGAUACUUUCCGCGAACAAAUGUGCGCGACAAUAGUCGAGUGGUUGACAGAUAUUGCUGGCUGUGAGAUUCUCGAAGACAAUGAGAUUUUCAGACAGAUCAUCUGCGAAGAGAUGCUCAAUCCUUGGAAAAAGGGCAGCGACGGCUACAACGAGGAUAUCGGUAUGAAGGGCAUUGAUGAUCAUCAGAAGACGGAGAACAUCCCGCCGCGCAUGGUCAUGAUCAACUUGCCUAACCAUGGCCCAGUGGUACUGACCACCGAUGAUGACGACGACGAUGAUGAUGACAUUCUUGAAAACGAUAUCAUUGACGAGGACGGAGACGAAGACGAGGACUAUGUUGAGGCUCACGAUGCCGACGACGAGGAUGACUACGAAAUGGACCUCGAACUGUCCCGUGAUCAGGAUCAGGAUCAGGAUGAGGACGAUGCGAUGGAUCUGGCCGGGGCAGAUGAUGAGCUUGCUCUGGCAGAGCGUAUUCUUGCCGGACUGACUGGCACACAGCCGCCUUCUCCUCGUCCCGUACAGGUUCAGCCCGCAGAUCGGUCCUCCGCUGACCGAAAUACGGCAUCUCAGAGUCCAGCCCCUGAACCCGGUCCUGCUGGCUACAUUCCCAUUCCCAAGACACCUGGAAUGAAUAGGCAGAGGCCAUCGCACACAGAAAGCCACUGGCGCGUCCGCCCGCCUAUUCCAGCUCCAGGUGAUAACGUACCUCCGUACGAAGACCUGUGGCAGCGUACUCGCCUUGACUGGAUGGUUCUCUAUGAUUUAAGAUUGUGGAAGAAAACACGAACCGACCUACGUGAUCUAUACAUCAGCACAGUUGUCAAUGUUCCCCAGUUCAAGCGCAUUAUGGGCCUGCGCUUGUCUGCGUUGUACACGGCUCUGGCCCAACUGUACCUCAUCGCGGAUCGAGAGCCAGACCACUCAAUUGUCAACCUUUCGUUACAACUUCUCACAACUCCUUCAAUCACAGAAGAGAUUGUCCUGCGAGGCAACUUCCUCACCAAAGUGAUGUCCAUUCUUUACACCUUCUUGACGACGAGACAAGUUGGUGAACCUCAAUCGGUCGAUCCCAACGCCACACUGGCAUUCGAUGCCGGUUCCGUCACAAACAGACGUCUCUACCACUUCUUCCUUGACCUUCGAUACCUUCUUCAAUCUGAGUAUGUGCAGCACCGUGUACGGACUGAAGAGCAGUAUCUUCCUCAAUUCCUGGAUCUCGUCAAAUUGUCACAGGGCAUAUGCCCCAACGUGCGCGCGGUUGGUGAGCACGUUGAAUAUGAAACGGACGCAUGGAUCAGUGCCUCAAUUCUCAUGAGAGAGAUUAACCGACUUUGCCGCCAAUUCUGCGAGGCUUUCCGCAAUCCGCAGAUUGACAACGGCCAAAAUCUCUUGAGGGCCAUCGAGACCACCACUACUACUGCGAUUAUACAUUCGGCUGGCGUAGAGCGCAAGCGGUUCGACCAGGCUGAAAUCAAGGACGAAUUGAAGUUCAAAACGCUAUCACCUUUUGAUUUCGAAGUCGGCUCCUCUGGCCAGGUUCCUUGUCACCGUGUCGUCGAGUUUAUAGUCGAACGUGGAUCCAUUAGUUUCCAUCAUGCCCUUCACUACACACUGUCAUGGCUCGUCGAAUGCGGACGAGACAUAAGCAGUGAAGUCAUGCGCGAGGUUUUCCUUGAAGCUGCCAACGCGGCAAGGAAUCAAAUCCACGCCAUGAAGGCCGCUAAACCCCACAGUAUUGAUGACGGUUUGCUCUCCCUUGGGCCAGAGGAUCUGCUUCUGGCCAUGUUCGACUACCCGCUUCGAGUCUGCGCUUGGCUAGCGCAAAUGAAGGCUGGCAUGUGGGUUCGCAAUGGCCUCAGUUUGCGGCAUCAAAUGUCCCAGUACCGCGGUGUUUCUUCUCGUGACUUCGCCUACUACAGAGACAUCUUCCUUCUCCAGACUGCCAUGGUGACUUGCGAUCCGAGCAGAGUCCUUGCUUCCAUUGCACACCGAUUCGGUAUGGUUGAAUGGAUGGCUCGGAAUUACAUGCCCCGCCCUGGCUACGAAGAUUCGCAGAUUGUAGAUGUGGCGGAUGAAUUCGUUCAUCUACUGGUGAUUUUGUUGACAGACCGAACUUCGUUGACUGAGAUCGAUGAUAGCACUCACCUCACUCACGAGAACAUCAAGCGUGACAUUGCUCAUGUCUUGUGCUUCAAGCCCCUUUCUUUCUCUGACUUGUCAACCCGGCUUAGCGACAAGCUUCUCGACUCGGACAUGUUCCAAGAUGUGUUGGAAGAAGUCGCUAAUUUCCGCCCACCCGAGGGCCUGAGUGACUCGGGUACUUUCGAAUUGAAGCCCGAGUAUAUCGGCCUCAUUGAUCCAUACAGCGCGCACUAUACAAAGAAUCAAAGAGACGAAGCUGAGAAUAUAUACAAAGAGUGGAUGGCGAAGAAGACUGGCAAGGAUGCUUCGGAUAUUGUCUAUGAGCCAAAACUCCGGCCCAUCAGCUUUGGUGUGUUCUCCAAUCUUCCCCGAUUUGCUGGAACGAUGCUCUUUGCCCAGAUUGUGCACCAAUGUCUGGAAUAUGUCAUCUCAUCGAAAGAGUGUACACCCACUAUCCCGCCGACACGCGUGGAGACUUUCCUUCAAGUGGUUCUGCAUCUUAUACUCGCAGCAGUGUUAGAAGAUGAUUCUGAGGAGACCGAUAUGGUGGAAGACCACUCCAACUCAUUCAACUGGAAUGCCCUGUCAAAGACUCGGGAGAUUAAGGCAGGCCGUCUGACCAUUGUCGGCUUGUUAGAGAGGAUAUCCAUCACUCCAGAGUUCACCGCAUCUGGCCCUAAAAUUCGUCACAUACUUAAGCGUCUCUGGCAAAAGCGCCCUCGCACCUACUCAUCAGCAACUGCAUCCCUCAAAUUCCCAUUCGACCGUAUUGACACCAAUUCCCCUGCCAUUGACACCGACAAUGAUAAGGAGGUCAAGAAGAAGCAGGCAUUGGAGAGGCAAGCCAAAGUGAUGGCUCAGUUCCAGCAGCAACAGCAGCAAUUCUUGAGUAGCCAGGGUAACAUUGACUGGGGCGAAGAAGAUUUCAGCGAUCUCGACUCCGACACAGACUUUUCCCCAGAAAGGAAGCUAUGGAAGUACCCGAGUGGUACCUGCAUCUUGUGUCAGGAAGAGACGAAUGAUGCGAGACUCUAUGGUACUUUCGCCUUGGUUCAAGAUAGCACAAUUUUGCGGCAGACGGAUAUCCGGGAUCCUGAUAGAAUUCGUGAGGUGCUCAAGACGCCCUCGAGUUUAGACAGAUCUGCCGAAGGUAUUCGACCGUUCGGUGUGUCUGGGGAGAACCAUACUACGAUCAAGCGCCUUGACUCUUCCGGCGGUGAAGUCAUCAGCGAAAAGGUUGGACUGAGUAAAGGAUUCAAUGCGAAGAGCACAGUCAAUGGACCUGUGACUACUGGCUGUGGGCACAUCAUGCAUUACUCCUGUUUUGAGCAGUACUAUGGGGCAACGCAGCGGCGGCACACCCAGCAAAUUGCACGCAACCAUCCUGAGAACACCAACCUCAAGGAAUUCGUGUGUCCUCUCUGCAAAGCGCUUGGAAAUGCAUUCCUUCCAAUUGCUUGGAAGGGCAAGGAGGAGUCUCCACUGGUUCCGCUUAGUCCCUCCGGAUCCUUCGACCAAUGGCUUCAAACGGGUCUCAAGCAUGCCCUGCACCAACAGCAAAACUUCCCAGUUCUCAUGGAGAAAGACAAAGCGUAUCCAGAGGCAUACAGCGACCUCUUCAUUGAUUACCUGUCCAAGACCUUGGUUCUUCCUUUAGCUGCCAACAUCGAUCAGUUGAUGGCCUCAGUUUUCCCGGCGACUGCAGCUGCACAACACAUUCCGUCGACGCGCAUGCCCAUGCCUGGUGUGUUCCCUCCUACCGAAGAUCUCGCGCCUUCCAGCCCACUGCAACAGGUGUCAAGCCUUCCGGACAGCCCUAUGUCGGAAUUGCUUCAGAUCUACUUGCGACUUAAGCAAACCAUUGAGAUGAACGAUCUCAGCUCUGCAUUCAACGCCACAUAUGUAGGGAGUAACAGUGAUGACCUCGCACAUUCUGAUUCUCUGAUUCGCAGCUUUGGCUUCAGCAUUGCUGCGGUGGAAAUUGCGCAGCGUGGCGUCGAGGCGCAGCCUGGCUCGACCUUGCUCGACACAAUCCCUCCCUUGACGCUCACGCAUCUGCGCGUUCUCUCAGAGACCGCGUUGACGUACGCUGCAAUUGGGUCCCUUCAAUCGACGGCGCCAGGGAAGCAUCAUCCAUCGAAUGAGUUCCAAAGGAUGCAUCGUCAAAAGAUUUGCCAGCUCCUUGUCGGGCACCCUUGCUUGAGUGGUACACCUUUGCUCGACGAUGUUCGCAACAUAGAGCCUCUGCUUGCGGUGGAUCCAUUCGUGUUCCUUGCAGAAGCCUCGUUGUCUCUGCAGCCGGUUCUCCGUAUUGAUAUCCGCCACCUCGUGCGGAUGUGCUUUGUGGCUGAGAUUGUUAAGGUCGCCGUGACUUUCAUUCUUUGGCCCCUUGGCUUAAAGGAAGAACUUGCUAACCAUCCGGAUGACCACGCUGUGGCUAAUGAUAUAUCCGAAGAGCAAUACACUGUAUGCAAGCAGUUUUUCGACUCGAUCGUCGCUGAGCUUAAGGCAAAUUCUGUCGGGCGUGCUGAGGGUUCCUCUUUCCCCGCCGAGAGUGGCUACGUCAAAGAUGGAGAGGAGACUGCCACACCGAGUAUCAUCACUGCCUUCCGACGGCUCGUCACUAGCUAUAGUUUGGCCUUCCUGCGCAAGACGGUCAUCCUUCUUCACGUUCAGCAUGGCGUUGAAUUCCCGAACACCGGACUCGCCGAUAUGGAGGCCUCUGAGCUUGAGCGUCUGUCCAGGGCACUUCAUUUGCCUUCCAUCGAUGAGAUCCUGAUGUCUGUCAAACCCGCACGCAAUACAAACAGCCCCUUCGACGCCGUCAUCUCAGGGUGGAUCUUCCACUGGAAUGCCUCGCGUUCAGGUAUUCGGUUUGAAGACCACCGACUCUGGCCAAGUCUGUCACACCCCGCUAUUUUCGAGCUUGUCGGCCUUCCUAGAUACUUCGAUAGCCUGAUUGAAGAGGCAAACCGUCGCCGCUGUCCCAGAACAAAGAAAGAGCUCACCGAUCCCAGCAUCUGUCUAUUCUGUGGAGAGAUCUUCUGCUCACAGGCAGUCUGCUGCAUGGUUAACAAGCUCGGUGGCUGCAACCAGCACCUUCAAAAAUGCGGUAAAAAUAUAGGUCUUUUCAUUAACAUUCGCAAGUGCACGGUUCUUUACCUGCACAACACGAACGGAUCCUGGCAUUACGCCCCCUACCUCGACCGUCAUGGCGAAGUUGACCCAGGUCUCCGCCGUAACCGCCAGCUCAUCCUCAAUCAGAAGCGAUACGACCGGCUUCUCCGCGAUGUCUGGCUGUCGCACUCGAUCCCUGCGACUAUCAGCCGCAAACUGGAGUCGGAGAUCAACAACGGUGGCUGGGAGACCAUCUAA
Molecule: messenger RNA, 6447 nt
Organism: Penicillium bovifimosum
Lineage: Eukaryota; Fungi; Ascomycota; Eurotiomycetes; Eurotiales; Aspergillaceae
Product: putative ubiquitin-protein ligase E3 component (UBR1)
Exons: 2
Coding region: 1-6447 (2148 amino acids)
Biological process (GO): ubiquitin-dependent protein catabolic process via the N-end rule pathway; protein ubiquitination
Cellular component (GO): ubiquitin ligase complex; cytoplasm
Molecular function (GO): ubiquitin protein ligase activity; zinc ion binding
Source: RefSeq, a predicted model, not a curated record